GGACACACAAAACAUAAGCCAAUAAAAUGGAAAGCAACUUCUGUAUAAUGUAUAUAUAUAUAUGGCAUGGCGGUAACACAAAUGAUUAUUUUAAACAGAACCUGGGUGUGAAAGGACUUUGUAAUUUCAUGAGUUCAGAAUGGCUGAAAUGAGAGAAGCAUCAUUCACAUCAUGUGAGAAGCUUUUCAAAGUGCUUAUAUUGGGGGAUCAAUCAGUUGGCAAGACAUCCUACGUACAGCGUUAUGUUGGGAACACUUUUGCAAAAGACUACAAAGAAACAGUGGGUGUGGAUUUUGCAGUGAAGGUUCUAAAAUUAUUAGACGCAACUGUAGCAUUACAGUUGUGGGACAUUGCUGGUGAGGAAUAUGAAGAACAAUGUGAAAAAAGAUAAAUAUAAAGCUGGUUU
Messenger RNA from Zootermopsis nevadensis, 406 nucleotides. Lineage: Eukaryota; Metazoa; Arthropoda; Insecta; Blattodea; Termopsidae. The record is from RefSeq and is a predicted model, not a curated record.